Clupea harengus (Atlantic herring) is the source of this 1375-nucleotide messenger RNA. Its product is annotated as cytosolic 5'-nucleotidase 1A. The record is from RefSeq and is a predicted model, not a curated record. Gene Ontology annotation, molecular function: nucleotide binding; 5'-nucleotidase activity; magnesium ion binding. Lineage: Eukaryota; Metazoa; Chordata; Actinopteri; Clupeiformes; Clupeidae. Gene Ontology annotation, cellular component: cytosol; cytoplasm. Gene Ontology annotation, biological process: adenosine metabolic process; nucleotide metabolic process.
AUGGCAAGCAGUGAAAUCACGGAGGAAAGUACAGCAGAACUACAUUUUGACAACUUUGAGACACCAAUUGCUCCAAAACCGAAUGGUGCGAUCAGGAUUGCUGUGUCUUCGCAAACAUUAUUCAAUAUGAAAAAAGAGAGACAAGUAUAUGAAGAGGAAGGGCAGGAUCACGAAGACCAACCUCUUUUACCUGGGGUGGCGUUUCCUUUUGUAAAGGCUAUCAUGACUGUAAACUCGCAUUUACGAGAACUCUAUCCGGACUGCAAGGAACUCUUUGAAAUUGUCCUAAUGACGAACAACCACCCCAAGGAUGAAGGACGCCUCAUCAACAGCAUAAAUCAAUAUGGCCUAACAAUUGAAUGGUUUUGCCAGAGUGGCUCAGGAAGCACUGUGGGCUACCUGAAAGCCUACAUGACUGACCUCUACCUCUCCGAGGACUCAGAGAAGGUUAAAGAGGCCAUAGAGGAGCGUAUUGCUGCUGCUACUAUGCUUGCCUGUGACAACAUGAACAAGCUGAGUGACAAACAGCUACGUAUAGCCUUUGAUGGUGAUGCCGUUCUGUUCUCAGACGAAUCAGAGAUCAUAACAAAGAGACAAGGACUGGACGCAUUCAUUGACAACGAGAAGAAAUUGGAGAACAAGCCCCUUCCACAGGGGCCUCUGAAAGGAUUUCUGGAGGCAGUGUGGAAACUUCAGCAAAAAUUCUACACCAAGCGUUUGAGCUGUCCCAUCCGCACAUACCUAGUGACCUCUCGGGGUGCAACCGGAGGAGGGGUUCGAGCCCUGAAGACCUUCAAAAGCUGGGGCCUGGAUGUGGAUGAAGCAAUGUUCUUGUCAGGGUCUCCCAAGGGACCCCUGCUGCAAACGAUUAGGCCUCAUAUCUUCUUUGAUGAUCAAAUGUCCCACAUCGAGGGGGCCCGAGAACUAGGAACAAUCGCUGCUCAUGUGCCUUAUGGCAUUUGGUCUCAACCUAGCGAGCUUACUACUUAAAUAGCAUGCAAGAAACCUUGCAAACACUGCCAGCAGCUCAGUUGGCACAGAUAAAAGCUAAAUAACAUAACAUAAAUAAUAUUAACAUGCUAACUGGCAUCUUUUGGCGAUAUCCUGCUCUGAAGGUUUUUCUUACAUUUCCACUGGGUGUUCCAGACUACAGAACUACAUAGUGCAUAGUCCUGACAACUAAUGGGAAGGAUAGGUGUGUUUAUGUCCUUCACAUAUGAAGAUGAUACCGAAAGUAGUGACUUAGUAGUACCUAGAAAAGUUGCUAAUUCGAUCGUUGCAUGAUGUUAACUUAAAGCAAGGCUAUUUUUACCAUUGAUUAAUGCUUCAUAUUUUCCCUUUUGACCUUAUCAUAAUAAACGUAUUUAUCACAACA